Messenger RNA from Callorhinchus milii (elephant shark), 4012 nucleotides. RefSeq names its product c-Maf inducing protein. Gene Ontology annotation, cellular component: cytosol; nucleoplasm. The transcript has 21 exons. Bases 359 to 2761 code for a protein of 800 amino acids. The record is from RefSeq and is a predicted model, not a curated record. Lineage: Eukaryota; Metazoa; Chordata; Chondrichthyes; Chimaeriformes; Callorhinchidae.
GUGUGUGUGUCUCUCUCUCUCUGUGUGUGUGUGUGUGUGUGUGUCUGUGUACCUACACAUUACUGCAAUGGAUGGCUAUCGUGUAGAGUAGUGUUAGGACCAAAAAGGAGAGGCGAUCCGUCUGCGUCUGUAGUCGUCUGUGUCCGUCGUUGUGGGGAUCUGCUGUUGACUUAAGAGAGAGAGAGAGGAAAAAAAAGAAAAAAGGGGGAAAAAAAGAGAGAGAAAAAAAAAACCCCAUAGGAUUGAUCCUUUUUUUUUCUCGUGUGUGUGUUCCACCCCUCCUUUGCUGAGUUGGUCGGAGUGGGGAGUGGUGGGGGUGGUGGUGGGGGUUUGGCAAAAAAAAAAGAAAGAAGCUGCUAUGGAUUUGAACAGCAGCUCAAAUGGUGGUGAUCACAGGCACAGCUCAGAGGAGAGGCACUGCUUACUGCCCGAGUCGUCGGCUUCGGAUCUGAACAAACUGGGAGCAGCGCCCUGUAGGCGCUCCAACUACUGCAAUGGGAUGAGGUACAAACUGCUGCAGGAGGGGGACAUCCAGGUCUGCGUUAUCAAACAUCCCAGGACAUUCCUCAGCAAAAUCCUCAGCUCCAAGUUCUUGCGGCGAUGGGAACCCCAUCAUCUGACCCUGGCCGACAGCAGCUUGGCGUCUGCUACGCCCACUGGCUACAUGGAGAAUGCCAUCUGGUACAGCGCUGUGGAGGAUGUUCAGCUGCUGUCAUGGGAAAAUGCACCUAAGUACUGUUUACAGCUCACCAUUCCGGGAGGCACGGUUCUACUUCAGGCAGCGAACAGUUACCUGCGAGACCAGUGGUUUCAUUCGCUUCAGUGGAAGAAAAAAAUUUACAAGUACAAGAAGGUACUGAGCAAUCCGAGUCGCUGGGAAGUUGUCCUGAAGGAGAUCCGCACUCUGGUAGACAUGGCCCUGUCGUCCCCACUUCAGGACGAUUCCAUUCACCAAGCCCCGCUGGAGAUCGUCUCCAAACUUCUGUCAGAGAACCUAAACUUAACCACUCAAGAGCAUGAGAAUAUCAUCGUGGCGAUAGCGCCUUUGCUGGAAAACAACCAUCCACCUCCAGAUCUCUGCGAGUUUUUCUGCAAGCACUGCAGAGAGCGUCCACGAUCAAUGGUUGUCAUCGAAGUAUUUACACCUGUGGUGCAGCGAAUUCUCAAGCAUAACAUGGAUUUUGGCAAGUGUCCCCGGUUGAGACUUUUUACACAGGAGUACAUCCUUGCCUUGAAUGAGCUCAACGCCGGAAUGGAGGUGGUGAAGAAAUUCAUUCACAGUAUGCACGGCCCAACUGGACAGUGCCCCCACCCAAGAGUCCUGCCCAACCUUGUCGCUGUCUGCUUAGCUGCAAUUUAUUCUUGCUACGAGGAGUUCAUUAACAGUCGAGACAACUCGCCCAGCCUAAAGGAAAUACGCAAUGGCUGUCAGCAGCAGUGUGAUCGCAAGCCCAACCUGCCACUGCGGCUUCUGCACUCCAGCCCUGACCUGGUGUCGCAGGAGGUCAACUCCGACACCAGGAUGAAAUCCAUCAUUGUGAACUCAACCGAGAUCCACGUGGAAUUGGAACGCAGCAGCCUGGUUAAUCAGAAACUGAAAGGGAGCACGAGCAGUGGCAGCAAUAACAGCAGCAGCAACAACAGCAGCAAAAGCAAUAACAGCAGCAGCAGUAGCGGUAACAAUAGCGACAGUGAGCCCAGCCUGAUCGACUGUUUGCUAGUCAGCCCCACAUGCAGCACCAUGGUCAUUGAACUGAGCCCACAGGCUGAGCGAGUUCUCGGCUGUUACGUGGAAAUUCUCAAAAUGCUGUCAGAUUACGAUGACUGGAGACCCGCUCUUGCCAGCCUGCUUCAGCCCAUUCCCUUCCCCAAAGAGGCACUCGCACACGUGAAGUUCACAAAGGAAUUGAAGUAUGUCAUACAGAGAUUUGCAGAAGACCCAAGACAAGAGGUCCAUUCGUGUUUGUUGAGUGUUCGGGCAGGCAAGGAUGGCUGGUUCCAGCUGUACAGUCCUGGAGGAGUAGCGUGCGAUGAUGAUGGGGAGCUUUUUGCCAGUAUGGUACGUGUUUGCAAUAAUGUGCACAUCUUAAUGGGUUCUUGCUACAAGACGAAAAAGUUCCUGCUGUCACUGGCUGAGAACAAACUGGGACCGUGUAUGCUGCUGGCACUCAGAGGAAAUCAGACGAUGGUUGAAAUCCUGUGCUUGAUGCUCGAGUACAACAUCAUAGACAACAAGGACACACAGCUUCAGAUCAUCUCCACCUUGGAGAGCACAGACGUUGGAAAGAAAAUGUAUGAACAGCUCUGUGACAGACAAAGGGAGUUAAAAGAGCUGCAAAGGAAGGGUGGACCCACUCGCCUAACACUACCCUCGAAAUCCACGGACGCAGACCUGGCCAGAUUACUGAGCUCUGGGUCAUUUGGAAACCUGGAAAAUCUCAGCCUGGCCUUCACCAACGUCACCAGUGCCUGUGCAGAACAGUUAAUCAAGCUGCCGUCCCUCAAACAGUUAAACUUGUGGUCCACCCAGUUUGGAGAUGCUGGGCUACGGGUUCUCUCCGAGCACCUUACGUCACUGCAAGUUCUGAACCUGUGUGAGACGCCAGUCACGGACUCUGGAUUGCUGGCACUUAGCUCCAUGAGGAGUCUGUGCAGCUUGAACAUGAAUAGUACCAAACUGUCCGUCGAUACAUAUGAAGAUCUCAAGGCGAAGCUGCCAAACCUCAAAGAAGUGGAUGUUCGUUACACAGAGGCCUGGUGAAAGUGCUGCUCCAGAGAAAGCCAGCGAGAAAUCGACCUUAUUUUUGCGGAAGAAGAAAAGAUCUUUUUUCCAGCAUUUUUACCUUGGGCCAAGGAAGCGCUGGGGUUGCCAGCCCAGGGCCCUUUCGACAGAGGCUUGUAGUGCAGGGCUCAUGAGGAACCUGCUUCAUUCUUAACGCUUUUUAAUUUCAGACGAUGAGCCGUGUGUAGCGAGCAGCAAGCUGGCAGCCAGUGGGACCUCUUUUGGUCAUUAAUCGCCUUUGUGUUCAUGCCGUGUGUAAAACAGAAUAUCUUUCUCUCUCUCUCGUUUACUUCGUCUACUUGAACGGACCAAUGUCAAAAACCGAUUUGGAAGAUCCCACUUUUAUCUCUGGCUGAAGAAAUCGACUCUUUUUGAUGGAUAACAUUACAUUUGCUGUCUUGAACCCUUGCAAUGAAAUGCAACAUGAUUUAUCUUUUUUUUGUACAUAAGGUAUACAUAACACACAUAUUUAAGAAAUUGUUCACACAACAGGUCUGGGACCUGAUUCUUAUUUAUGGAUUGCAAUUCUUUUAUUUGUUUUUUUUCGCGCGUAUAGUACUGUAUAAAGUAGUUAUGUUUUUUUUGGCUGUCUUGUAGCCUGAAAGUGCUCUUGUAAGUGGGUUUUAAUUUGCCUUUAUGAACUGCUGUCGUCUGUCCUCUUGGAUCAAGUGACUUUUACCAGAUUCAAAAAUACAAGAAAAACUAUAAGAGCAAUUUUUUGCAGGCCUUCGAUGAGUUAAAAAGCUUGUAAAAAUUCUGACUUCGAAGGAAACACAAGACAUUUCUUUUCAAAAAGACCAAUUUACCGAACCCUUUAUUUUUUGCUCGGAAGCUGUGGCGAGAUCCCUCCGAAGAGAACUGCGCACAACGGUUUUAAGAUUAAAAAAAAGAAAAAAAAACUCUUUAUAGCAACUCCUUGUUUUUUUUCCUUAAAUGCUUUUUGUCCUAUUUAAAUCCAUUCCUCUCCCUUCCUCCUCUUUAUCUUCCCCUUCCCUCCCAAGAUUUGUGCAUAGUGUCAUGCAUGCGUGAUUUUGCAUGAUUCUGGUAGAAAAAUUAAAUGGUCAAAUUAAAAAUCAGUGAGCUCCCCUUUAUCUGUCCACGAAUGGCAACCACAAUUAACGUUUCACGAAGCAUUGAUUAUUUGUUUUCCUCCCCUUCAACCUGCCAACCACUCAUUCUGUCGCCUUGACAUCAUUUGAGCCUUCUGUUGUAUUACGAGCAAAGUUUAAC